Melospiza melodia melodia is the source of this 330-nucleotide messenger RNA. RefSeq names its product basic proline-rich protein-like. Bases 1 to 330 code for a protein of 109 amino acids. The record is from RefSeq and is a predicted model, not a curated record. NCBI's taxonomy places the organism in Eukaryota, Metazoa, Chordata, Aves, Passeriformes, Passerellidae. The transcript is spliced from 3 exons.
AUGGCGAUGGCCGUGGCGGGGCGCCCGGUGCUGCUGCUGCUGCUGCUGCUGCUGCUGGCGGGGACCCCGCCCUCCGCCCGCGCCUGUCCCGGGACCCCCGGCCCGGCCCCGGUGAGCCCCGGCCCGGCCGCGCCGCCGGCUCCGGCCGCCGCCGCCCUGGGAGCGCUGCUCCGGUCCCUGCGGCGCCCCGGCCGCGCCCCCGAGGCCGCCCGGCCCAGGUGGGGCUGGGGGCUGCAGGGGGGUCCCCAGGCCCGGCUCAGCCCCCGCAGCUGGGACCCCCCGGCGGCCCCGUGCUGGACCACGCAGACCCCGCAGCGCUUCGGCCGCUGA